Messenger RNA from Salvia hispanica, 1710 nucleotides. RefSeq names its product bifunctional purple acid phosphatase 26-like. Gene Ontology annotation, molecular function: metal ion binding; protein binding; acid phosphatase activity. NCBI's taxonomy places the organism in Eukaryota, Viridiplantae, Streptophyta, Magnoliopsida, Lamiales, Lamiaceae. The record is from RefSeq and is a predicted model, not a curated record.
AAUUGCGCCCGCCUCGGAGUGUGAACUGCUGACAUUUAUCUGUUCCUCACCACACAAAUGCACAGAGUUCAUCAUCAACGCACUUCAAAGCUAGCUAUUGCAGGAACAAGCAAUGCUGGUUGAACUGCUGCUUUUCUCAUCAGUGCUGUUGAGCUGCAUUUGCAAUGGCAAUGCUGGUGUGACUAGUGCUUUUGUGCGUAAUGAGUGGCCAUCAGUUGAUGUCGCUUUAGACGAUCAAGCUAUUGCAGUGCCUGAAGGUUACAAUGCACCUCAACAGGUUCACAUCACACAGGGCGAUUAUGAUGGGAAGGCUGUGAUCGUUUCAUGGAUUACAGCUGAUGAGCCAGGCUCUAACAAAGUUCGGUAUGGCUUAUCAGAUGGAAAAUAUCAUUUUACUGCAGAGGGAGUUAUGCAAAAGUAUACCUUCUACAACUAUACAUCUGGAUAUAUUCAUCACUGCCUACUUGAUGAUCUUCAGUAUGACGCCAAGUAUUACUAUGAGGUCGAAGCUGGUAAUUCUUCUAGAAGAUUUUGGUUCCGAACACCACCACCAAUUGAUCUAGAUGCUCCUUACAGAUUUGGAAUAAUUGGUGAUCUUGGGCAGACAUACAAUUCUCUUUCAACCCUCGAGCAUAGCCUCCAGCUUGAUGCAGAGACUAUCUUAUAUGUUGGAGAUCUUUCCUAUGCUGAUAGGUACAAAUAUCAUGAUGUUGGUGUCCGCUGGGAUUCUUGGGGCCGUUUAGCUGAACGUAGUGCAGCAUAUCAGCCAUGGAUCUGGGUAGCUGGAAACCACGAAAUAGAGUACUUCCCUUACAUGGGGGAGGUUAUUCCUUUCAGAAAUUAUGUUUACAGAUACCCUACUCCUCAUCAUACUAGUGGAAGCAGUAAUCCCCUCUGGUAUGCAGUGAGACGGGCGUCUGCUCAUAUUAUCGUCCUGUCCACCUAUUCUCCAUUCGUAAAAUACACACCUCAAUGGUUAUGGCUAAAAGAAGAGUUCGAAAGGGUCGACAGGGUGAAGACUCCAUGGCUCAUAGUUUUGAUGCACGCCCCAAUGUACAAUAGCUAUAACUCUCAUUUCAUGGAGGGAGAAGGCAUGAGAGUUGUGUUCGAGAGCUGGUUUUGCCAAUACAAAGUUGAUGUCGUCUUUGCUGGCCACGUCCACGCUUAUGAGAGAUCGUACCGCGUCUCAAACAUAAAAUACAACGUUUCAAGUGGCACUUCGUAUGCUGCACCGGACAAAUCAGCUCCCGUUUACAUCACUGUUGGUGAUGGUGGAAACAAAGGGGGUCUUGCUACGAGCUUCAAGUAUCCCCAGCCAAAUUACUGCGCGUUUCGCGAAGCCAGCUACGGACAUUCUACGUUGGAGAUUAAAAACAGAACGCACGCGCUUUACCAUUGGAAUCGGAAUGAUGAUGGGAAACGAGUUCCAACCGAUCAAAUGGUGCUGCACAACCAGUACUGGUGUUGCAGGAGAUCAAAUGGUCGCAGAAGGACAAAGAGGAAAAUCAAUCUAUAUUCUAAUUAAGCCUGGAUUUUUCAUUUUAUCAAUCGAAAUAAUCAAUUGACACCCUUUUGAUUCGAAUAUUUAUUUAUGAGUAGUUUGGUACUGAUAAUAUUUGUGGCCGGAUCAAAGUUGCAACUUGUAGCAGUACAAAAUUGCACAUACAAUUAUCGUAUACAAAUUGAUUAUGAGCCCCUUUCUUAUCGAAA